CUCUUCUCUCUCCAUCCCCUCACCAUGAAACACCAUCGCUUGCUAUUAGCUUGCCUGAUUCCGUUAUUGCUACCGGUUAGUUCGGUCCUAGCAUCGGAAAAGACCACUCAGCAGUACCUGGAUGAUGGAAACAAAUUGCUUGUUUCUGGCAAAUACAGCGAAGCCUUGACUAGCUUUGACGCUGCCAUCAGUAAAGAUCCAGCAAACUAUGUAUCAUACUAUCGAAGAGCAACGACCUAUUUGUCCCUUGGCCGUAACAGCGCUGCCCUGGAGGAUUUUACCACCAUUUUGUCCAUUAAGCCCGACUUUCAUCAGGCAUUGCUGCAAAGAGGAAAGAUCUAUGCAAAGGAAGGAAACUUGGAUUUGGCAAAAGCGGAUUUGAAAGCCUAUGUCAAGAUCAAUCCAAGUGAUGCAGACGCUGCCACUCUGUAUGCUUCUGUACAACAAGCUGGAACGGACUUUGAUCUAGCCAAGAAGGCCAUUGACAACAAGGACUAUGAUGAAUGUAUUCGACUGCUUUCAGCCGUUGUGCCAACCGUCCCUCAAUCCACCAGCAUACGGUUGCUACGAGCUGGAUGCCACAUCGCCAAAGGUGAAAUAGAAGAAGCCGUUGGGGACCUCACACGAGCUGCCCACCUGUCACCAAGUGAUGAGGAUGUCCUGAUGAAGUUGGCGCAAAUCAACUACUAUUCCUUGUAUGAGCCUCAAGGCGCUCUCAGCCACGUCAAACAAUGUCUCCACUACGACCCAGAGCAAAAACAAUGCAAAGCCCUGUUUAGAAAGUUGAAAAAAUUAGACAAGUCCGUCAAUGCCGCUACAGCAGACUAUGAAUCCAACAAGUUUACGGCUGCUUCAAAGAAACUUGUGGGUACCAGUGAAGACAAAGGACUGAUUGCCACUGUAGAUGAAGAAGUAGACGAAUUAGAACAGAUUCUUGGUGCUACUGGUAAAAUGCCAAGGCGACUCACCCUAAAACUGUAUUCUUUGGCAUGUAAAACUUUCGGUCAGAAAAAAGGCGACACUGCUAACACAAAGAAAUGGUGCUCGGCCACGCUGGACAUGGACGAGAAUGACAUUGAUGCUCUUUCGAAUCUUGGUGAAUUGGCACUGGGAGAAGAGGACUUUGAAGGGGCUGUUCGACUUCUGAACAAAGCGCAAGAAGCAACUGGAGGUCAAAAUAGACGAGUCCAAGAACUGUUGAUGGAAGCACAGAAAUUGCUCAAGCGUAGCAAAACCAGGGACUAUUACAAGAUUCUCAGAGUAGCGAAAGAUGCCGACAAGCGAGAAAUCAAAAAGGCCUAUCGCAAACUUGCUCAAGAAUGGCAUCCUGACAAAUACUCUGGAGAGUUGGGUCCUGAAGCAGUUGAAGCCAAGAUGGCUGAGAUCAAUCAAGCCUAUGAAGUGUUGUACGAUGACGACUUGCGACAAAAGUAUGAUAGUGGCCAAGAUCCAUAUGAUCCAACCGGUGGACAACAAGGCGGUGGAUUCCAUCACGGAGGCAAUCCAUUUGGCGGCGGCGGUUUCCAUGGUUUCCCAUUUGGUGACUUCUCCGGUGGCGGCGGCCAACAAUUCCACUUUAAAAUGCAAUACUAAACAACAUUCCCCCUUUCCCUUUAAUCCCAUAAAUAACACUGCGUCUCCCUGUCAACCCAUACCUUUUGACAUUCACACACCAACUCUAAAGUAUCUACUGUCACCAACGUUAAAGUAAAGAAACCAAUUAAACAUGGCACUCGUACAUUAUUGUGGUUUUUUAUUAUUAUUAUUCUUCCUGUCAUAUUGAGCAAUAUAUCGAAAGUACAGUCCUUUAGAAAUAAUUUGCGCUGCC
This is a messenger RNA of Umbelopsis ramanniana AG, 1828 nucleotides long. RefSeq lists its product as uncharacterized. Lineage: Eukaryota; Fungi; Mucoromycota; Umbelopsidomycetes; Umbelopsidales; Umbelopsidaceae. Gene Ontology annotation, molecular function: misfolded protein binding; protein-folding chaperone binding. The transcript is spliced from 6 exons. Gene Ontology annotation, cellular component: endoplasmic reticulum. Gene Ontology annotation, biological process: protein folding in endoplasmic reticulum. The record is from RefSeq and is a predicted model, not a curated record. Bases 25 to 1593 code for a protein of 522 amino acids.